Messenger RNA from Dromiciops gliroides (monito del monte), 4892 nucleotides. It is a transcript of the gene CNKSR2, whose product is annotated as connector enhancer of kinase suppressor of Ras 2. The record is from RefSeq and is a predicted model, not a curated record. Lineage: Eukaryota; Metazoa; Chordata; Mammalia; Microbiotheria; Microbiotheriidae. The transcript has 23 exons. Gene Ontology annotation, cellular component: membrane; cytoplasm. The coding region runs from base 740 to 3577 and encodes 945 amino acids. Gene Ontology annotation, molecular function: protein binding. Gene Ontology annotation, biological process: regulation of signal transduction.
CCUUGCAAGAGGCUAGUCCGGAGCUUGGAGGGUGGGGGUGCGGGGGCCGAGCUCUUGGGAAAGAGAGAGACACCAAGGCCCUGCUGAGAGACUGGAGAGCUCCCCUUUCAAAGCCCUUGGUAGAACAGCCUUAACCUAAUCCUUAGUCUUGCUUUAGGAAGGAGCACCUAGGAGCUGUGGUGGUGGCAGCAGCCACCAGUAGCAGCUGCAGCAGCAGCAUCGGGUGAGGGCAGCAGACGUCUGAGCCGUGCUCAGCGCCCCCUCUUCCCGCCCGUCCCCCCCCCCGCCCCCCACGGGAGGAAAACAGCAGUAUGAAUUGGAACCCUACAUAGAGAGAGAGACAGAGACAGAGAGACAGAGAGGGACGGAGAGAAGGAGGUGGGGAAACAGCUGAAGGGACUGAGCAGAAGGCGGAGGAGGAGGAGGAGGAGGAAAAGGAGGAGAAGGAGAGAGCUGCGAUUUGGUGGCGUCUCCCUCCCUCUCCCGGGCUGGGCUGCCUGUCGCUGAUGCUCUGGUUUUGCUGAGAGAAUUUGCAGCAGGGAGUGCUACCGGGAAACCUGAUACAAUAAGGCAGUCUGCUUCCCUUCCUCCGGUUCCCCCGCUCCGACCCAUCCAUCUACCCAGAGAGCCCCCUACCCUCUCUGCGGGAGAAGAGGAACCAGGAGGGGAAAGAUAAGAUUUCUAGGGUGCUUUUUCUUUUCGAGUUCUUCGCCUGACAAAGAAAUCGAUCCCAUUCCCAAUGGCUCUUAUCAUGGAACCCGUGAGCAAAUGGUCUCCGAGUCAAGUGGUGGACUGGAUGAAAGGCCUGGAUGAUUGUCUUCAACAGUACAUUAAGAACUUUGAGAGGGAAAGGAUCAGUGGGGACCAGCUACUUCGAAUUACACACCAAGAACUGGAAGAUCUGGGAGUCACUCGCAUUGGCCAUCAAGAACUUAUAUUGGAGGCAGUGGAUUUACUGUGUGCACUGAACUAUGGCCUGGAAACUGAAAACCUCAAAACCCUUUCUCACAAGUUAAAUGCAUCUGCCAAAAAUCUGCAGAAUUUUAUAAUUGGAAGGAGGAGGAGUGGCCACUAUGAUGGGAGGACUAGCCGGAAAUUGCCAAAUGACUUCCUGACCUCUGUUGUGGAUCUGAUUGGAGCAGCUAAAAGUCUGCUGGCAUGGCUGGACAGAUCUCCUUUUGCUGCCGUGACUGACUACUCACUCACCAGGAAUAGUGUCAUCCAGCUCUGCCUGGAGCUAACAACAAUUGUUCAGCAGGACUGCACAGUAUACGAAACAGAGAAUAAAAUUCUUCAUGUGUGUAAAACUCUUUCUGGAGUCUGUGACCACAUUAUCUCCCUUUCGUCUGAUCCCUUGGUUUCACAGUCUGCUCACCUGGAAGUGAUCCAGCUAGCAAACAUCAAGCCAAGUGAAGGGCUGGGCAUGUACAUUAAAUCAACAUAUGAUGGCCUGCAUGUAAUUACUGGAACCACCGAAAAUUCACCUGCGGAUCGAUGCAAGAAAAUCCAUGCUGGCGAUGAAGUGAUUCAAGUCAAUCACCAGACUGUGGUGGGGUGGCAGUUGAAAAAUUUGGUGAAUGCUCUACGAGAGGACCCGAGUGGUGUUAUCUUAACUUUGAAAAAGCGACCUCAGAGCAUGCUUACCUCAGCACCAGCUUUACUGAAAAAUAUGAGAUGGAAGCCCCUUGCUCUGCAGCCUCUUAUACCUAGAAGUCCCACAAGCAGUGUUGCCACGCCUUCCAGCACCAUCAGCACACCCACUAAAAGGGACAGCUCCGCUCUUCAGGACCUCUACAUACCCCCUCCUCCAGCAGAGCCCUACAUCCCCAGUUUUUCUACUCUCCUUGAAUCAAUUUAUGAUGAACCAUCUCAAGAUGGAAACAACCAUGGUUCAUGGUCUUCCUUCUUAUUAGACAGGGAUGAAAAAGGAAAUCUUCCCUGUGAUGAUCUCAGUAGGCACCUAGUGGGCAAGCCAGUGCAUAAGGGAUCUGAAUCUCCAAAUUCAUUUCUUGACCAAGAAUAUAGGAAGAGAUUUAAUGUGGUUGAAGAAGAUGCUGUUUUAUAUUGCUAUGAAUAUGAUAAAGGAAGAUCAAGCAGUCAAGGAAGAAGAGAAAGCACUCCAACUUAUGGCAAGCUACGGCCUAUAUCUAUGCCAGUGGAAUAUAAUUGGGUGGGGGAGUAUGAAGAUCCCAGUAAAAUGAAGAGAGAUAGUAGAAGAGAAAAUUCCCUUCUUCGGUAUAUGAGCAAUGAAAAAAUUGCUCAAGAAGAAUACAUGUAUCAGAGAAAUAGCAAGAAAGAUACAGGGAAAAAGUCUAAAAAGAAGGGAGAUAAGAGUAAUAGUCCAACCCACUAUUCCUUGCUACCUAGUUUACAAAUGGAAGCUUUAAGACAGGACGUCAUGGGCACACCUGUGCCAGAGGCCACCUUAUAUCACACAUUUCAGCAGUCCUCUCUGCAGCAUAAGUCAAAGAAGAAAAACAAAGGUCCAAUUGCAGGCAAGAGCAAACGACGAAUUUCCUGUAAAGAUCUUGGCCGGGGUGACUGCGAGGGCUGGCUUUGGAAAAAGAAAGAUGCCAAGAGCUAUUUUUCACAGAAAUGGAAGAAAUACUGGUUUGUUUUAAAGGAUACAUCCCUGUAUUGGUAUAUUAAUGAAGAGGAUGAAAAAGCAGAAGGAUUCAUCAGUUUGCCUGAAUUUAAAAUCGAUAGAGCCAGUGAAUGUCGCAAGAAAUAUGCAUUCAAAGCUUGUCAUCCUAAAAUCAAAAGUUUUUACUUUGCGGCCGAACAUCUGGAUGAUAUGAACAGAUGGCUAAAUAGACUUAACAUGCUAGCUGCUGGGUAUGCAGAAAGAGAGCGGAUCAAGCAAGAACAAGAAUUCUGGAAGUCUGGAACUUCCAGCCCACACCGGCAGAUUUGCCCUUUUUCAUUUGAUUACUGGAGUGAGAGUGACAAGGAAGAAGCAGACACUCCCUCGACACCCAAACAAGACAGUCCCCCACCCCCCUAUGAUACAUAUCCAAGACCUCCUUCAAUGAGCUGUGCCAGUCCAUACGUGGAACCCAAACACAGUCGGCUCUCCUCUACAGAGACCUCUCAGUCACAGUCCUCUCAUGAAGAAUUCCGCCAAGAAGUGGUUGGGAGCAGCGCAGCCUCCCCCAUCCGUAAGACGGCCAGUCAGAGAAGGUCCUGGCAGGAUUUAAUCGAGACGCCCCUGACCAGCUCAGGAUUGCACUACCUUCAGACUCUCCCCCUCGAAGACUCAGUAUUCUCUGACUCAGCCGUCAUCUCUCCGGAACACAGGCGGCAGUCUACCCUUCCAACUCAAAAAUGCCACCUGCAGGAUCACUAUGGGCCAUACCCCUUGGAGGGAGAGCGAAUGCAGGUGUUGAAUGGAAAUGGGGGUAAGCCUCGCAGUUUUACCCUUCCCCGGGAUAGCGGGUUCAGUCACUGCUGCCUGAAUGCACCGAUCAGCGUGUGUGACCAACCCGAGGAUGCUCAGCAGACCGAAGUGGAGGAGGACGAAGAGGAGGAGGAUGAAGAGGGGGAAGCUGUGGGAGAAAACAUAGGGGACAAAAGCUAAUACACUGCGAGAGUUGAUAGAACCUCUCCAUGCCCAAUCGGAUCCACUUCUCUUGGCACUGAACCCAAUGGACUCACAGAUUGAUAAGCUAAAGUUUAGAGAAUUUAGAUCGGAGAGAGUUGACACGGCGCAGACUCAACUUCAACCGCUUGCAAGCAACUUAAUGGCCUCCGUUCCGAAAACUUAAUAAGUCCUUCUUUGAUGUUUCUAACAGAAAACAGACUUUUAUAAGUUUAGACUACCAAAUGUCUACAUUUGGGGCCUCCAGAAAGGGAUUUUAAAGGGGCAGAGCAAUCUUAUGAAGAAUACAUCCUUUCUACACUGGGACUUAGGCAUAAAAUCAAAGCCAAGCAAGAUGGAGGACAAUAGCUGAAAAACUGCCAUCUCUAUGGGAGAACAGAAGGGGAAGAGGGUUUUUUAACAGGUCAAGGGCUCUUGAUUGGUGACACUUCUAUUGUAUUCUUCUGACAUCAAGGAAAUAAAGAGGGAUCAGCUUUGGUAACUAUAAAAUCCUGGCUUUUUGUGGACUCUUCACUAUCCUCUGUCAGGAAAAGUGGAGGAAUAAAAUCCUGUAUAAGUGUGCUUUGCAUUUUUUUUAAAUUACAAAAAGUUGAUCUGUUGUAUCAUCCUAAAUUAAGUGUAAUCUGCCACAGCAAGGUAUACACAGCUUGUUCUAAGACUUAAUAUGUCUAAUAUUUUAUCUUGCAUAUUCUGAUGUAACUGAGACUGACUUAGAUGACAGUGAUGAAGAAGAUUCCACAAGCUGGGCUUUAUUAGAUCCCUCAGAUAAGAUUUUCAGUUCUUCUUUGUCUUCUGGGACUUGUAUGGAAGUGUUGUUGCCUCAUAGGACAAAUAUAAGGUGUUAUCUAUAAAACACUUUGACUCCAUAGGGCUAUAAGUUUGUUUUUCAGACCAGGUUUUUGUCUGGAUGUCAUUCAAGCUAGAUUCAGAUGUUAUUAUUUAUUAUUAUGUGCUGGGCAUUCUGUGGCUCAAUAUUAGCCUCUCUCUCUGUAGUGGAUGUGAAAUUCCUUUUAUUUAGUUGAAUAUAGAUAUACCAUAAUAGUUUCAAUGCUAAUUACUGGAUAUUUCAUACUGUGUUAUGGACAGAUAAUUUAAAACUGUAUUUUGAAAUGUUUUUUUCUUCCUGUCACCGCAGUGUGUGGUAUUGAAUAAUGUUAAUAUCUGUAAAAAUAUAUAUUAUAUAAAAAUAAAAAUGUAUGACCAAUUGGUAUGUAAUCAUUUUAGAUAGAAAAAUAGUAUGCCAAGUAUAUUUGAUGGUAAUUUCCUUCCUAAAGAGAAGUAAAACAGAGAUGAA